AUGCCCACUCCUGAAUCCGAGGGCUUUUUGCGCCAGAAGCCCAAAGUCCCGCCCACGUUCGAAGGUGUCGAUUUCCAAGACAAUGAGGCGGUCGCCGACGCCAGAGAUGCCAUCAUCCGGGAGCAGUGGGUUCAGAAAAUGAUGCGGAGGCUGGUCGGCGAAGAGAUGGGAAAAUGCUACGCCCGUGAAGGAGUCAACCACCUUGAGAAAUGUGGGAAAUACAGAGACCGCUACCUGCAACUCCUCAAAUCCACCCGCGAACUUGGUUUCCGAGGCCGGCAGCAGAAUUAUAUCCCCGGUGUUGAUGGUCCCGCUGGCGGUCCAGAGGUCCUGACAAAUUAUCCCAGUGCGCAAGAAGCCAAGGGUUCAAGAGGGUCAGAUACAAGACCUGGGAACACAACCGGCAAGGGUGGCUCGACGCUGUACUAG
This is a messenger RNA of Cladophialophora carrionii CBS 160.54, 429 nucleotides long. RefSeq lists its product as uncharacterized. Bases 1 to 429 code for a protein of 142 amino acids. Lineage: Eukaryota; Fungi; Ascomycota; Eurotiomycetes; Chaetothyriales; Herpotrichiellaceae. The transcript is spliced from 3 exons. The record is from RefSeq and is a predicted model, not a curated record.